CAAUACUUACGCUCUCUAUCAUUUGCGUCUCAAUAUUUUCCUGCACAUUGUUAUAUUAAUGGAUCUUUCUUCUGGAUUCAAACGCUUUCUUCUAUUUUUUGUGUUGAUACAGUUUCUUUAGAUGUAGCGUACUUCUUGUAUAUGCACGCAUAUGUUCUUGUUUCUUAAUUUCUGGAAAUACUUCUUGUACAUGCGCGCAUAUGUUCUUAUUUCUUAAUUUCUGGAGCUAUCAACGUUCGACGAAGGACCUGAACUUUUAAUAUGUAUUUUGGCAAGGUUGAAACGAAGAACAGAACAACAGGAAGGUGACGGAAAACAAUUACAAUAUUUUAAGUGGUUUAUUUGUAUUCUAAGCGGAAAUGGUAACAUAUUUGUAAAUCGCACGCAAGUGAGAGCAUGUGUUUUAUUGCUGGUAUGAAGUGUAUACAAAAUACGGAAAUGCGAAAGAGGGUAUAGGAAUACGUUAUGUCGAUCAAAACGUGACCUACCGUGGUGCUGUUGAAUUUUCGAGAAAUGUGACGCGGAGGCAAGAUAAAUAUAAAAUGUUUACUACCAUUUUUAAAAUAUUGAUAAAAAAUUACGUAAAAUUUAUCAGAUUUAUUGACGGAUAUUUUUUACUUCCAUAAGCAUAUGUGUAAUGAAUGAAAAUAUUGGUACUUGAAAUAUGUAGUGCAGAUAUAUAAUGGAAAAUUAUACUAACAACGUGUUUUACGAAAACAGUACCGUAAUCUUCGUUAAUGCAACAGUAGAAAGUAACGGAACUAAAAGCACAACUGGCUUUACCAGAGACGAGGACUUGGCAAAAAUUGAAAUAAUUGUUCAGAGUGUGAUUUUUGUGCUUGCUGUUGUCGGAAAUGGUACAGUGCUUGGGGUCUUGUUGUUUAAGAGGGUGUCGCUCACUCGAAUGCAUCUGCUUAUGCUACAUCUUAGCAUAGCGGAUCUUUUUGUCGCUUUCGGAAGCCUUCUGCCUCAGCUGGCCUGGGAUGUAACAUUUGUUUUCAAAGGUGGAGAUAUCUUAUGUAGACUUGUAAAAUAUACUCAGACAUUAACCAUUUACGCUUCUUCGUAUGUCUUGGUGAUGACAGCUAUUGACAGAUACCUAGCUAUAUGUCACCCACUUGUUAGCCGGAAAUACUCUUCAAAAAUUGUAAAGAAGAUGGUCGUCAUAGCUUGGACGCUUUCAUUAUUGUUCAGCAUUCCACAAAUUUUCAUAUUUUCAUACAGGCUGACUCCGUAUGGUAUUUAUGACUGCUGGGCCACAUUUCAACCCGAAUGGACUUUGACAUUCUAUAUAACAGCAUUUACAAUCCUUGUUUACAUUAUUCCAACUUUAAUUUUGAUAUUUUGCUAUGGAAACAUAUGUUUAGCAGUAUGGAAAAGUAACAAAGUUGGCGAAAGGAUAUCAUCAAUAUCAAAACGUCUGCGUUCUAAUAGGCGCUUGGAUGACAAAAAUAAAGUCCGCACUAAAUACCGGAAGUCAGAACAUUUGAAUUUAUCGGGCGGUAUUUUCAGCACGGAAACAAGACAGAUUUCCACCCAGAUUCCAGGAAAAACGGAUAUUACGAAACUAGCAAACAGACGUAAAAGUUCAAGUGGAAUUACCAGAGCAAAACUGAGAACGAUAAAACUCACGCUAACUGUAAUUUUCUGUUACAAUUUGUGCUGGUCUCCAUUCUUUGUUGCGCAAAUGUGGGCAGUGUAUGAUGAAACGGCGCCAUUCAAUGCGUCUACGAACCAAACCGUCUAUGAAUUACAGCGUCUACGAAUAACAACGUCUACGAAUCACAGUGUCUACAAACCAAACCGUCUACGAAUCACAGUGUCUACGAACCAAACCGUCUAUGAAUUACAGCGUCUACGAACCAAACCGUCUAUGAAUCACAGCGUCUACGAACCACAGUGUCUACGAACCAAACCGUCUAUGAAUCACAGCGUCUACGAACCACAGCGUCUACGAACCAAACCGUCUAUGAAUUACAGCGUCUACGAAUAA
This is a messenger RNA of Mercenaria mercenaria, 1993 nucleotides long. RefSeq names its product cephalotocin receptor 1-like. The record is from RefSeq and is a predicted model, not a curated record. Gene Ontology annotation, cellular component: membrane. The transcript is spliced from 3 exons. Gene Ontology annotation, molecular function: peptide binding; vasopressin receptor activity. Lineage: Eukaryota; Metazoa; Mollusca; Bivalvia; Venerida; Veneridae. The coding region runs from base 683 to 1993 and encodes 436 amino acids. Gene Ontology annotation, biological process: G protein-coupled receptor signaling pathway.